AUGUCACCAACUCACCGUCUCUUUCUCUUCCCCACUGCCUCCGGUUUCUUCCAUUAUCUUUCUCGAUUUUCUUUGCCUCCUCUCAAACGACGAACAACUCCUUCCUUCUUCCUCCUUCCACAUAGUACCUCACCAAGAUGUGUGGUUUGGGAUAUGAUAAUGCUACCAGCUCAUCUUCCUCUGCGAACUUUCACUCUCACAAGAGCCCCAGGUAGAUCGAUCGAAAGCUUCAAAAAUAAUCCCAUUAUCCCCCUUUCUUCCACAAGGGUUAACAAACAUUCUUCAUUCAAGCUUCGAUGCAUCAGGAAAGAUAGUUAUCACAAAGCAUCUCAGGUUUUGUUGAGGUUGGUGGAGCCUUCUGGUGGAAGCAUAAUCAUUGAUGGAAUCAACAUCUCCACCCUCGGACUCCAUGAUCUCAGGUCUCGGUUUUGGAUCAUUCCUCAGGAACCAAUCCUUUUUGAAGGCACUCUGAAAAGCAAUAUCGCCCCUAUUAGCCAACAUUCUGAUGAAGAGAUUUGGAGGAGUCUUGAACGAUGCCAAUUUAGUUAUGUAAUAGCUUCAAAAUCUGGUAAACUAGACUCUGCAGGUGAUGUUCAUGGACGAAGCAACGACUUCAGUGGAUUCACAAAUAGCUUUUCCGCUACAUUUGUAGCUUGCUUCAUUAAGUUAUUAUCAAAUGGAAGGUCUGAUGAGAGCAUGGAAGCCAAUAGCACAUUUGAUGCUAGCCACAUCAAGUCCAAGAAUGUAAGAACAUUUGAUGCGUGUCAAAGAAUUUAA
Lactuca saligna is the source of this 777-nucleotide messenger RNA. The record is from the annotation of a GenBank genome assembly. Lineage: Eukaryota; Viridiplantae; Streptophyta; Magnoliopsida; Asterales; Asteraceae.